Messenger RNA from Macrosteles quadrilineatus (aster leafhopper), 584 nucleotides. Its product is annotated as peptidoglycan-recognition protein LB-like. Gene Ontology annotation, molecular function: N-acetylmuramoyl-L-alanine amidase activity; zinc ion binding. Bases 153 to 584 code for a protein of 143 amino acids. NCBI's taxonomy places the organism in Eukaryota, Metazoa, Arthropoda, Insecta, Hemiptera, Cicadellidae. The record is from RefSeq and is a predicted model, not a curated record. The transcript is spliced from 4 exons. Gene Ontology annotation, biological process: peptidoglycan catabolic process.
GACAAAAUGACCGAAGUUUUCCAGAACACGGAAGUGUUUCAAAGCAUUGAUCUUCUAAACCCGUUUCUUCGACACAUUGCACCGGGUGAGUGUAAUCCUGGGCCUGGGACAAAGAGAAUGUUGACUGGGAGAUCCACGUGGAACGGUUGCGGAUGAAACACCGGGACCAAUGGGGAGCGUUGCUACCAAAACGGAAGUUCUACCUCUCACUUCCGGUUAGGAAUGUCAUAUUUGUCUACCACACGUGGUCCGUGAGCUGUGAGAAGGACACGGAAUGCUACAGAGUCCUGAAGGAAAUGCAGAAUCACGAAAUGAAGAAAAUGGGAGGACCAGACAUCAAAUACAAUUUCUUGGUUGACAAUAAAGGCACGGUCUAUGAAGGCAGGGGGUUUCAUGUGAUGCCGGUAGCCCCGACGAAAUUCUUCCCUUUGGACGACAAAAGUAUUAGCAUUGGGUUCAUAGGAGAUUUUAGAGAUACGCAGCCAAACUUCCUGAUGUGGGCUGGCGCUAUUAAACUAUUAGCAUUCGGGAUCCACACUACCUUCAUCAAACAAUAUUUUGAUUUUGCUCUAUGUAGAUUAUAA